Molecule: messenger RNA, 747 nt
Organism: Meloidogyne enterolobii
Lineage: Eukaryota; Metazoa; Nematoda; Chromadorea; Rhabditida; Meloidogynidae
Source: the annotation of a GenBank genome assembly
GGCUGCCGACUGUGAAAUAUAUACCCUUCGAAGGUGCAAGUAGGGAACUAUUUAGGUGUCGAUUGAGCUCAGAACAGAGUCAACCAUCAACCCAGACUUUAAAAUUAUUAUAUUUGGAACCUUUCCUACCCUAUUAUUACUUCCAAGCAGCGCCGAAAUAUCCCCACCCAUUUCGAUUUUCCUUCACAUCAUCCGCCUUACUUUUCUCUCUCAUUUUCUCCCAUAUAUUCCCCAUUCUCGACAGGGCAGUCAGUCCCCAAAUUGCCAACAGCUUACAGCUUUUUGAGGCCAAUCAAAAAUUUAUGCCGAGUGGAGGGAAAAGGGAAAGAAGGAUCUGUUUGCGUGUGCAUUUGUUUGGUAGCUGGAAAUUUAUGUUUAUAAUGGUUGUCAUAAAUUGUUAAUUAACAAAACUAUUUUUGCUAGUCAGUUUAAUGAAAUAUUGGUGUUGAAUCUCGAAUUAAGAAUCCUUUUUGGACGUCAAUCCUAGGAGAAUUUGGACCCUUUUCCAAGAAGUUUGACCUGCUCUUGCCAUCUUUCUCGUUUCCCUCCUACUUCUACUCCCUCUAAAAUAACCCUCGAUUGGCAAAUGUCCAGUUGAUGUCCUACCUGUCCGCAAAAUGGAAUGCGUACUUUUCUUCUCUUUUCUUGCAUUUUUCCCUCUAUGAGUGGCGCCCGAUUUUUCCUUUCUAUAGUAUACUUUUUGGCACUUAUUUGUUAGAAAAAAAGAAGGAAAAUAAUUAUAACUAG